AUGAGGUUCUUUACAUAUUCGCUAGCAGCUGUUUCAGCUCUUUUCCAAAUCACCCUCGCAAGUCCUCUGCAGGAUAGACGCCAAAGUAGUUAUGCCGGGUAUCUCAUCUCGACGUUCUCGGAUGUAAAUCCGACAGUUCAGUGGUACCUCUCGAAUGGCAACUCGCCCACGAGCUUCACCAAACUGAACAAGGGCAAUCCUGUCUUGACUUCGACAGUCGGCACUAAAGCUGUACGGGAUGUCUUUCUGGCAUCAAACAGCGCUCGCACCCAACACUAUUUGAUCGCUACAGACUUAGAUAUCAAUGCUUCUGGCUUCUCCUGGGACGCAGCAACCCGUACAGGUAGUCGUGGCAUCGUUGUUUGGAAAUCAAGCAACCUCAUUGAUUGGUCAUCUUCGAGCCUGAAAACCAUCGAAGGCGCCACUGCCGGCAUGGUAUGGGCCCCCUCCGCAGUAUGGGACGAUGCAACACAACGAUUCUACGUUUUCUGGGCCUCACGCCUCUAUGCCUCUUCAGACACCGCCCACACCGGAACCGCAGGACUCGACCGCAUUCGCUACGCAACUACCAAAGAUUUCUCUACCUUUAGCACCCCCAAGGACUACGUCGCGCCGGCGGGAACCCCCGUCAUCGACCAGGAAUUCCAGUACCUCGGGAAACCCGGCCACUUCUCGCGCUUCAUCAAAAACGAGACUACCCUCCAAGUUUACCAGGAAAACACAACUGGUGGCCUUUUCGGAUCGUGGACGAGAGUUCCCGGAUACGUCACUUCUGGAAGUCCGUGGGAGGGCACGGCGUCGUAUGCGGACAACUUGGUGGCUGGGAAGUAUCAUCUGCUUCUGGACAAUUAUACGCAGUAUGUUCCUUUUGAAUCUGUAAGCUUAGGGAAGUGGACUGCGUCAAACACUACCGGGUUUCCUGCGGGGCUGAAGCAUGGCUCUGUGACGCAGAUUACGCAGAAGGAGUAUGAUGCUAUCAAAGCGAGGUAU
Messenger RNA from Dothidotthia symphoricarpi CBS 119687, 990 nucleotides. RefSeq names its product glycoside hydrolase family 43 protein. The transcript is spliced from 2 exons. Lineage: Eukaryota; Fungi; Ascomycota; Dothideomycetes; Pleosporales; Dothidotthiaceae. The annotation marks the transcript as partial. The record is from RefSeq and is a predicted model, not a curated record.